Molecule: messenger RNA, 2024 nt
Organism: Coregonus clupeaformis (lake whitefish)
Lineage: Eukaryota; Metazoa; Chordata; Actinopteri; Salmoniformes; Salmonidae
Product: sialidase-3-like
Exons: 3
Coding region: 186-1412 (408 amino acids)
Biological process (GO): oligosaccharide catabolic process; ganglioside catabolic process
Cellular component (GO): membrane; lysosome; cytoplasm
Molecular function (GO): exo-alpha-sialidase activity
Source: RefSeq, a predicted model, not a curated record
ACAGCACAACCGACGACCCACCUACACUUCAAUUUCAAGAUACGCUUCCAAAUUUGCGAAAGGACAAAUUCUCGCAACAAAUUGUUUUAGAGAUAGCUAAACUAUGACAGUUUUAACUGGGUCUCACGACACAACGGUGUGAUUUGUAGCCUAAAAAGCCUGCUCCUGAAGCAGGACAUUUAGCUAUGGGGAAUACAUCAUCAAGGAGUUAUUUCCCAGGAAUCAAAAUGCAACCUGCAAAAACGACUCUGUUCAAACAGGAGCAAACUGGGACGACAUACAGAAUCCCAGCUCUCAUCUACCUAAAAGAGAGUCAGACAUUCCUCGCCUUUGCAGAAAAGCGCUCUUCCCCCAGUGACAGUGAUGCAAAAAGUAUUGUUAUGAGAAGAGGAACUCAACAAAAUGGAUCCACUCAGUGGUCAGAAUCCCUGGAGCUGUUAUCAGCAUGUUUACCACACCAUCGCACCAUGAACCCCUGCCCGGUUUAUGAAAAGAAUACCAAGACUAUAUUCCUCUUUUUCAUCUGCAUUUUGGGGAACACUACAGAGCACCAUCAGAUCUGUACAGGCAAGAAUAAGGCCCACCUGUGUUACAUCACCAGUAAUGAUGAGGGCCAGAGCUGGAGCCAGACAAUUGAUUUGACAGAGAGUGUGAUUGGCAAAACAGUCAGGAAGUGGGCUACAUUUGCUGUGGGACCAGGCCAUGGCAUUCAAAUGGAGAGUGGAAGAUUGAUCAUUCCUGCCUAUGCCUAUUAUAUCCAAUUCAAAUGCUUCUCCUUCCCUUUCCCCUUCACGGUACAGCCUCACGCUCUCUCAAUAUACAGUGACGACUUCGGUCAGACAUGGCAAAUGGGCAGGAUGCUUCAAGGAAAGUCCUGUGAAUGUGAGAUGGCAGAGAUCAUAGACCAUGAGGGCAGCAGUCACCUCUACUGCAACGCCCGCCAUAGAGGCCACAGAGUGGAAGCUUUGAGUGAGAGCAGUGGGGUUUACUUUGACAAGCCCCGCUUGGCUCCAAGGUUAGUGGAGCCGUGCAAUGGUGGUUGCCAAGGCAGUGUGAUUGGCUUCCCUGCCCCUGAGCAAGGUGAAGAGGGCGUGGGUGGUACCACAUCAUCACCACUGGCCUCAGACACGCAAACCUGGCUACUCUUCACCCACCCGACCAAUAAGAGGAAGAGGAAAGACUUGGGGGUGUAUUUGAACCGUUCCCCACUGCACACAUCAUGUUGGGACCGGCCCUGGAUCGUCCACAGUGGACCCAGUGGCUACUCAGACCUGGCCUACAGUGAGGACACUGAGCACUUUGCUUGCCUGAUGGAAUGUGGGGAGAAUAGUGAGCUUGAACAGAUUGCCUUUGUGUCUUUUCCCCUAAGUGAUGUCAUGCAGACCAUUGACGUGAAAGAAAAUACCUUCUAGUUUGUUGUUGGGUUUUUAUUUCAGUACUUCACUCCAAUUCCAAUCAGAUUCAGUGGUCAGUAGAUGCACAAUAUCAUCUUUAUCCUCUAUUGAUAUAAAAAGCAGUCUGAAAAUAAUGAAAUAUAUAUCAGUUGUUUUGUGUAAAAAAAAGGCAACUGACACUACAACUUCUUGAAAUACAAUCAUAGUUAAAUCAAAUGUAAUAUAAUCUGUAGGUGUGAUCAUUUUAUGAAGUCUGACUAUAUGGACUGCAGUGCAUGCUGUCGUGGGAUGCUAAUCUCUAAGCAGUGGUCUAUUUAAAUGGCAUACCUUUGUUACUUGCAGUUCUACAAUGUAACUCACCUCUACAUUGAGUCAUGGUUUCUGCUCGUAUCAGAUUUCAGUUCUGAUACAGGAAUUACGAUUAUGACUAAAAUUGUUAACCCCAAUACUGAUGAUGACUGUGUGAACUGUGUUAGGGUUAUCAUUAUAAACCCACUAACAGAGGGGGUGAGUUAGAAACUGCUGAGACAAACAUUCCAGGAUGAAGGGGACUGAGAAACUGGUUAAAGGCCUCCUAAAGGUUGGCGGAGCAAAGUGCCUUUGUGUGAAGUGGUAUAAAAGCUGUAUAUG